Molecule: messenger RNA, 1041 nt
Organism: Ictalurus furcatus (blue catfish)
Lineage: Eukaryota; Metazoa; Chordata; Actinopteri; Siluriformes; Ictaluridae
Exons: 2
Coding region: 559-879 (106 amino acids)
Biological process (GO): tissue regeneration; cell adhesion
Cellular component (GO): membrane
Source: RefSeq, a predicted model, not a curated record
UGCUCAUGCAACCACAAAAGAAUUAGUGAUAUCAGGCGAAAAGGCCUGGCAUGCAGUCAGCAAUCCAGUUCAUCCAAAAGGUGUUCAUUGGGGUUGGAAGUUAGGACUCUCAAGUUCUUCCAUACCAAUCUUGACAAACCAUGUUUUUAUGGACCUCUCUUUGUGCACAGGUGCAUUGUCAUGCAGGAACAGGUUUGGGCCUCUUUUGUUCCAGUGAGAGAAAUAUUCUUAAUUGCUACAGCAUACAUUGCCAUUCUAGAUGAUUGUGUGCUUCAAACGUUUUGGAAACAGUUUGGGGAAAGUUCACAUAUGGAUGUUAAGGUCAGGUGUCCACAUAUUAUUGGCCAUAUAGUGUAUUUAUACUGUAAUGGCAUUACUUACUUUUUUUUUUUUUACUGGAACUACUUAUGCUGGGAUUUGUGUCUCUAGAAUUGACUCUAAUUGAAAUUGCCAUGGAAACUUAGUCACUGAAAAUCUUUAGGCCAUCCUCAAUAAUUCCUUUAAGCCCACAAUCCUUGGAUUAAGGACCAGAACGAAAAGGCCUACUGGCACCUGGACAUGAACCAUUAUGCCACUAAGAAGAGUAUGGCCCAGAGCAUGCUUGACAUAGCUCUACUGAUGGCCAAUUCCUCUCAGCUAAAGACUGCACUGCAGGAGGGGCCUGAGUACCAAUACCAUCUCAUUGUACUCAUCAUUCUGUCCAUCACACGCCAGGUCAUUGUUGGCCGCCUUCUGAUCUUCAUUGUGAAACAUAACCUGAAUGAUGAAAGGAAGCAACCUAAACUGAAUAUGUUAAACAAUGUGGCUACAGUUUUCGUCUUCAUUACUCUCCUCGUCAAUGUCCUCAUCACUGCCUUGGGUUCUGAAUCUGGUCGGUGAUGGUGCACAAUUAUUGUUUUUAAACUAAAGUAUUAGUUUGAAGACUAUUUAUUGGACAAUGUUGGUUAUCUGUUCAGGUAAAUUAUAUACAUUUGUUUAGUUAUUAUUAGUGGAAUGUAGACAGUAGGAUUUUAGCAGUAUUUUAGCAGCUCAUAAACUGGG